Talaromyces proteolyticus is the source of this 513-nucleotide messenger RNA. RefSeq lists its product as uncharacterized. NCBI's taxonomy places the organism in Eukaryota, Fungi, Ascomycota, Eurotiomycetes, Eurotiales, Trichocomaceae. Bases 1 to 513 code for a protein of 170 amino acids. The record is from RefSeq and is a predicted model, not a curated record. The transcript has a single exon.
AUGACUGCCCGCAGCAUGCACGACGCUGACUGCCUGCUUUCUCUCCACCACCAAAAGGCCAGCCGGAACACAUACGAACCUCUAAGCGCGGACAGUGCAGACUGCGAGUAUGUCGAGGAAUUACGCCUCGCAACACAAGAAACGCUCCUUGAAAUGCGUCAGUACAUCCGGCACCACAGACGCGAGAACCUAUUCACGCAGGGCUACUUCUACCGCAAUAUGGCCCUUCGCCAUUACGCCCUUACCAUGGCGGCGAAUAAUACCACCCACCUGGCAAUUCUGCGCCACGCCGAGGGUCUUAGAUGGGUGAAGCUGCCGACACCAGAGCAGAUCCGUCUCUGGGAAGGAAACAAUCAGCAGGAGUCGGAGGUCGCGGCGGAUACUUUGCAUAGUUGCGAAUGCAGGUAUUUGCCGGAUAAAGCAGAGAAACCGACUAUCGAGAACCAUCAGCGGGUUCGCCUGGACGAGUAUGUGAAUGGAUUCUGGCUGGGGGAACACGAGGAUGAAAUAUGA